Engraulis encrasicolus (European anchovy) is the source of this 1359-nucleotide messenger RNA. RefSeq lists its product as uncharacterized. Bases 206 to 1150 code for a protein of 314 amino acids. The record is from RefSeq and is a predicted model, not a curated record. NCBI's taxonomy places the organism in Eukaryota, Metazoa, Chordata, Actinopteri, Clupeiformes, Engraulidae. The transcript is spliced from 4 exons.
GUAAUUAUUCAAACUGUAUAGAAAUAUACUACUUAAAAAAUAUAUUUAUGUACUUUUUACGUGAUUGAAACUGUGUCCGGAGUUUCUGUCAACACCAUAAGAUUUUUCUAAAAAUGAAAAAAAUCAGGCAUUAUAUUGGCCAACUCACUCUCUAAGGACCCCUUUUCCACUUCCUGAUUGGUGCACAUGCCAUGAGGCCACUGAUAUGGCUAGAAUGGCAAAAGGGAAGCUUUCAGUAGAGGAACGUAAGAGAAGGAACAGAGAGUAUCAAAAGAAAUGGAGGGAGAAACUUAACAGCCAGCCAGAGAAAAAAGAGGAGUUUCUGAGAAAGGAAAAGGAAAGAUGGGCAAAUAGAGUGAAAGAUGGAAAGUUAAAGACCAUCGCUGAUCUGAGCAAAAGAAAAGUACGGAGGAAAAGGAAGUUCUGGAAACAAGCACAGAGAGAAUCAAGGGAGCGUAGGCAGAAAGCACAGGAGGAGAAUGCCAAACUCAUGCUUGAACUUGUGUCCAGCCAGCUAACUGGAGUCCACCUACACUAUGUCAGCAAUGAUGAUUUCCUUACUUAUGAUUCUGCCCUCCCCGAGUCCUUACGACCCAUCUCAGGAACAAGAAAGGUUCAUCAAGUUGUAGCUCAGGGCAAUAUGAUCUACUGUAGGGAUAUUUCAUGCUUUUGCAAUGAGCCACAAAUCUGCCGCUGUUUUAAUCCAGUUGCACACCUUCACACUCAGCAUGCAGAUGAGCAUAGGGCUGUUCAGAGUCCUCUUGCAAUGUUGGUGGAGGCAAUGGAGGAGGAACCGACUAGAGCACCGGAGGGCUUAAUAUCAGUAGUGGGACCAAGUGACAUCAAUACAGAGGAUUGGCUUGCUGUGGUUUAUGACUACAAUUGGUGGCUGGCUAAAGUGCUUCAAACAGAUCAAGACCACGGGGAUGUUCAAGUGGAAUUCUUCCACCCUCAUGGGCCAUGUAGUCGUUUCCAAAGGAAGCAAGGGAGCCAUGACGUCUGCUAUGUCCCAUUUGCUGACAUCAUAGUCAAAAUUGACCCAUCAUUACCAGUCCGCACAAGCCGCACGAGGGAUAUCUACCAGCUCUCCUCAGAGGUCAUGGACUUCCUAGAUGAGGACCUUUUCAAUCGGUUGUUGCCAGGUGUUUAAAUUCAUGCCAUGAUAUAAGAGGAGUUCAGAAAUUACAGAGUUCUUGCAUUUGAAGACUGAAUUGACGAACAUUAUUCAUGUUUUUCUCCAUGAUCUGUAUAUUUGAUGAGUUAAUGGACUGUUCAAGAGAUCGGAAAUGAGUAUGGACUGUUCAGGAGAUCCGAUAUGAGUUUAUGGACUAUUCAAGUGAUCUGAUAUGAGUUCAUGGA